AUGCAAAAGUGGAUUUUUUGCAACAUAUUUUUGUAUAUAUUAAUUGUCUUAACAGAAUUAAGCUGUGAAAAGGAAAAUUAUGAUGCAAAUAAUAAAAUAAAAAAAGACAAUUCAGGGGAUUAUAACUAUGAAGAUAACCCCUCAUAUGGAGAAAAUGAAAAUUAUAUGAACAAUUAUAAAGAAGAUAAAUUUAAUGAUGACUCAUUCAAAGAUGCUAAUAUAUUUCUUCAUUUAGGUAACUCCAAUAACUCAAAAAACAUAAAAAGAUAUAGCAAAGACAAAAAAGAAACAAACGAAAAUGUGUUAAGACCUAUUGAUGAAGAGAAAAAAAGAUUAAAUAAUUAUUUUAAUAAAGGUAUAAAUUUUUUACAUACAAUGAAAGGAAAAAAUAAUUCUUAUAAAUUUGAUGUAGAUAAAAAUGCUUUGUUUUUAAAUAAUAGAGAUUAUAAAGAUUUAGUUCUUAUGCAAUAUGAUUAUGCAUAUUUAGAAGCAGUAAAAGAUAUUCUCCAUUUUAUUCCUAAAGAUAAAGAAUAUCACAAAUAUUUUAAAGAGAAACUACAUUCAAAUAUUUCUAAUUUUAAAGAUUCACUCAAAUUAUUAAGAGAAGGAUAUAUACAAAGCAAACUCGAAAUGAUAAGAAUCCAUUCAGAUAUAGAGAUUUUAAAUGAUUUUUAUAAAGAAGAUAUUGUAAAUGAUAAUUAUUUUAAGAAUGAAAUGAAAAAUAAAAAUGAAGAGAUGGAAAAGUAUAGAAGAGAAUAUAGUUUAUACAUAUCAAAAUAUGAAAAAGAACUUAAAAAAAAGAUUCAAGAUUUAUCAAAUGAGAUUUCUAUAAAUUUAAAUAAAUCUACAUGUGAAAAGAGUUGUUAUUAUUAUCUUUUAAGAUUAGAAGAAUAUAAAAAUAAAAUUAAACAAGAAAUAAAUAAAAUAAAUAAAUUACCAGAAAUGUAUAUUAAUGAUAAGAAUUUUGUAUAUAGUUUUUUAAAAAAUGUAAUAAAUGACAAAAUAGAUAUAUAUAAAACCAUAAGUUCUCUUAUAUCUAGUGAAAAACAAAUAUUUUAUGUUGAAUAUAUAUAUAGAAUGAAUAAAAGUAUAUUAAAUUUACUUUCAAGAGAUAUAAAAAAAAUUGAUAUAAAUAAUGAUAGUAAAUAUACAUAUACAAAAUCUCAUUUUUUAAAAGACAAUAAUAAAUUGUUAUCAAAAUAUUAUACUUUAAAAUUUUUAAAUAUAUUAAAUGAAACAUAUUAUCAUACUUUAUAUAAAAAUAAAAUUAAUUUAUUCAAUAAAUAUGUUAUAGAUGUUAUAAAUAAUUUAAAAGAAUAUUCAUAUAAAUACAUACGAUCUAUAGAAAAUAAAAUUAAGAAACAUAAACAACAAAUGAAUUUACAGGAUAUAAUACAAUAUGCAAAUAAUAUAUAUAUUCAACACAAUACUUCAAUAAAUGAAAUAUCGAAAUAUGAUAAUUUACUUAUUAAUACUAACAUUCAAGAAUUACAACAAAAAGUUUUACAGAUCGAACAAAAUAAAAAAGAUAUUACACAUAAGGUAGAACUUAUAGAUGAUAUAUAUAAAAAGAUAUAUAAUGAAUUAUUAAAAAAAGAAAAUGAAGAACUAAAAAAAAUUUUUAUAAACAACAAUAUUAAAGAUAAUAAAAAAAAAAUACAAGAUUUCUUACAAGCUAUACAACAAAUAAAACAAUUUAAUAUAUUAACAGAUCAAAAUAUAAAACAAUGUGAUAAUUAUUAUGAUGAAAUAAAAAAAAUGAAAGAAGAUAUAAAUACUAUUCAUCUUUAUAUACAACCUAUUAUAAAUCAUUUACAUACAUUAAAAGAAAUACAAAAUAAUAAAAUAAAAUAUGAACAAACAAUCAAAAAUAUUUUACAACAAAUUUUUGAUAAAAUCGAAAAUUUAAAAAAAAUUGUUCUCUUAAAAGAUCAAGCUCAAUUAAAUAUUACCAUUUUAGAUGAAUUAACAAAUAAAAAAAAAAAUUCUAAUCAAAUAAUUCAUCCAGAAGAAGAUAAAAUAAAAAACACAUCAAAUAAUUUUUUACAAAUUUAUAGUGAACAAAAAAAUGUAGAAACUAAAAAUAUUCAACAAGUUCUUAAAUCUUUAUAUGAUGGAGAUCUAAACACAUUGAUACAAAAAAUUUCUAAAUAUAUAUUAGAACAGAAAGAAAUAGAAUUAACUCAACAACAUCUUUAUACUAAUGAUAAAAUUAAUGAGUAUUUACAACAAAUACAAGAUGAACAAGAAAAAAUUAAUAAUACUAUCAAAGAUAUAAAAAUUCAAGAAGCAUUAAAACAAAUGACUGAUAUAUUGAACAAUAUUAAUAUUAUCAAAAAAAAUAUCAUCAAAGAAUUUAUAAACAAUUUAAUAAAAAAUAUGAAUCAACAAUAUAAUGAUAUUCAACAAGGAUAUAAUAAUAUAACUAAUUAUAUCAAUCAAUAUGAAAAAGAAAAUAAUAAUAUUAAACAAUAUAUUCAUAAUUUAGAUAAUAUACAAAAAAUAUAUUAUGAUAAUAAAUAUGCUAAAGAAAAAGAUACUCAUUCAAGAGAUUAUUAUAUACAUUUUAUCGAAUCAAAAAAUAAUGUUGAUAAUAUAAAACAAAAUUUAAAUAAAUAUUUACAUAUUAUAAAAAAGGAAAAAACAAAAAAUAUUCAAAAUUGUUUAGAUAAAUAUGAUUUUAUAAAAAAAUAUAUACAUAUUCUAACAACUGAAGAGAACACACAAAAUGAUAUUCAAAUAUAUAACAAAUUAAUUACACAAUUAGAUUCAAUAAAACAAAAUAUAGAAACAUAUAACUCACAACAUAAUGUUAUACAUUAUGAACAAAAAAAAAAUACAUAUGAUGAUAUAAACCAACAGUUGAUUGAACAAUUUAUAAAUUUAUAUAAAAGAAUAAAAGUACUUAAAAUAUUAAAUAUAUCUUUAAAAGCAUGUGAAAAAAAUAAUCAAUCUAUCAAUCUAUUAAAUUACAAAACAGAAGAAUUAAAAAAAAAUGUAUUACACGAAAUAAAUGUUCUUCAAAAAAAUGAUAUAUCAACAAAUAAAAUAUCAGACAAAAAUAUUUUAUCUUUAAACGAUUUAUUAAAAGAAAUUGAUCAAAGUGUUAUAGAUAUAAACACAUUAUUAAAUACAGAAUCAAACAAUCUAUUAAAUUAUUUUGAACAAUCUAAAAAUAAUUUCUAUAAUAAAAAUAAAAAAGAAAAUUUUGAUAUACAAAAUACAAUUAAUAAAAUGAACGAAUGGCUAGCUAUAAAAAAAAAAAUAAAUCAAAUUAAUAAAAAUUAUCAAACCUUAUAUGAAAAAAAAAUUAAUAUACUUUUAAAUAAUUCAAAAAGUUAUGUACAAUAUUUAUAUGAUCAAAUAAAUAAUUUAAUCUUUCAAAAAAAAAAUGAUUUAAAUAAUACAUUCAAGACACAAAUAGAAGAAAAGGAUCAUGCAUUAAAUCUUUUAGAACAAAAUGAAGAAUAUCAAAAAGUAAACAAUCAAAAGGAUAAGACUGAUAUAAAAAAUAUUAAACAAUUGAUUGAACAGACUAAAAAUGAUAUACUUACAUAUGAAAAUCAAAUUAAACAAAUAGAAGAAAAAAAUGGAGACUUAAAAAACUCUGCUGAAAGUAAGGAUCAAAUAGGAAAUACAUUAAAUGAAGUUAAAAAAAAUAUAAUAUAUACAUAUGAAAAGAUAGAUAAGCAAUUAUUGAGUGUUUUAAAAAAUUAUGAAGAAGGAAAAGGAGAAUUUGAUAAAAAUAUUUUACAAAUGGUUAAUGUGAUGGAAGAUAUAAAAAAUGAUGAUAAUAUAAAAGAUGAUGAUGACAUAAAUGAUGAUGAUGACAUAAAUGAUGAUGAUGACAUAAAUGAUGAUGAUAUUAUUCUUUCAAAUAAUAUAAAUAUAGAACUAAGACAUAUAAAUUUCAAAGAAAUAAAUAAAAAUAUAAUACAAAUAUUUAGACAAUUCAAAUCUGUAAACAAAGAAAUAAAAAAACAAUCAAAUCAAAUUAAUAAAGAAUUUAUAGGAAUUGAUCAAAUUACUAAAGAAUUAAACGAUAUACAUACACAAAUGAAUAUACUUUAUAAAGAAUUAAAUGAAAAAUCUUCUGAAUUUAAUAAAAAAAAAAUAGAAGAUAUAAAUCAUAUAACAGAAAAUAUUAAUAAUAUUGAAAUGUGGUAUGAAAAAAAUAUUAUUGAAUAUUUCUUACGUCAUAUUAAUGAACAAAAUGAUAAAGCUAAAAAGGAUAUAGAUACAAUUGAGAAAUAUAAAAAUAAUAUUGAAACGAUUAGUAAAAAAAUUAAUCCACAAAAAUAUCUUGAAACAUUAAACAAAUUAAAAAUGUAUCUUUAUAUAGACACGGCAAAAAAUCUUUUUUAUAAUCUUAUAAAUAAUAUAGUUAUUAAUUCAAAUGAACUAAAAAAUCAAGCUUUUACAUUAAAUGUAUUACAAAAUAUUCAAACAAAUAGAAAAACUCUUCUCACAAAUAAACAACUAAUUAUUCAAUAUACAAAUGAUAUACAUAAUAUAUUAAAAGAAAUGGAGAAUAUUAAUAAAAUUUUAGUAUUAACAAAUUAUAAAUCUAUCAUUCAAGAUAUUCUCAACAAUGUAAAUCAUGUUGAUACAUAUAAAGAAAAAUUAAAUCAAUUAUAUUUAAAAUCAGAAAAACACAAAGAACAAAUACAAACCAUUCAUAAUAAUUCAAAGGUAAUUUAUAACAAAAUAAAUUUGAAUGAAGAUAAUUUUAUUAAAAAUUUAUUAAUUGAUAUUGAAAAAAUAAAAAAUGAAAUCAUACAUAUAAAGGAUCAAACAAAUAUUCAUCUACCAGAUGUAGAGAAAUAUAAAAAUGAGGCUCAACUAUAUUUUCAUAACACACAAAGAGGUGAAGAAAAAAUAGAAUAUUUAAAAAGUCAUAAUAAUUCAACAAAUGAAAAAAUAACACUUGAAGAAUUAGAACAAAUAAAAAAAAAUGCAAACAAAGUAAAAGAAAUAUACAAUCAAACAAUAGAUUAUGAACAAAAAAUUAAAAAUAAUUAUAAUAUUAUAUUAAAUAAUUAUGAUCAAAUAAAUAAAAUAUUACAUGAUUCUUUUAUUAAACAAAUUAAUAUCGAAUCUGAAAAUAAAAAAAAACAAACUAAAGAAAUUAUAGACAUUAUUAAUGAUAAAACAUUCGAACAACAUAUAAAUACAUACAAAACAAAUAUAAACAAUCUAAAAAAACAAUCAGAAUUUAAAGAUAUAGAUAAAAAUUUAUUAUUAAAUGAAGAAGCACUUAAAUUAUUUGUAGAUAUUAAUAGUAACACAAAUAAAUUAGAAAAUAUGUUAAACGAAAUAGAUCAAAUACAAAAAAAUAUAAACACUUAUAUCAAAGAAGCAAAUGAAUCAUUCCACAAAUUUAAUAAUAUAUGUAAUACUAAUAUAAAAGAUUUAUUAAAUAAAUUAAUAUUAGAAGAUGUAAAUUAUAUUAAUAAUUUAAAAAGUGUGGAAAAUCAAAUCGUAUUUAUGAAUGUAGAAAAAAAUUUGAUGUUAGAUAAAAGUAAAAAAAUAGAUGAAGAAGAAAAAAAAUUAGAUCUAUUAAAAAAUAAUAUCUCAAAAAUAAAUAAUUCUUUAGAUAAAUUAAAAAAAUAUUAUGAAGAAGCACUCUUUUAUAAAGUUAAAGAAAAAGCAGAUACUCAAAAAGAAUAUAUAGAAAAAAUAAAAAAAGAAAUAAAUACACUCACUGAUACAUUUAAAACAUCAUUGUUUAUAGAAAUCAAUGGAGAUCUAUUAUCGACACAUAAUAAAAAUAUAACAAAUAAUGUUGAAACUUAUAAACAUAAAAUGGAUACUAUAUAUAAUCUUUUUAUGAAAUCAUAUAAUAUAAUACAAAAAUAUUCUUCACAAAUUAUUUCCCCUUCAUUGAAUUAUUUACAAACAAAAGAAAUAAAAGACAAAUCUUUAAAAGAAGAAAAUCAAUUAAAUCAAAAUGAAAAAGAUGCAUUGGAAUUAUUAAAAAAUUUCAAAACAAAUCAAACAAUAAAAUUAUUUAUUCAAAUAAAAAAUGAUACAAAUGGAAUGUUGCAUAAUAUAGAAGAAGAACAUAAAUUAAUACAAGAAUAUUUCAAUAAUAUCAAAAAUAAUAUGGAACAAUUAAAAAAAUAUAACAACAAUAUUGAUAGUAAUAAUAUGAAUGGUGAUAAAGAUAUACUACUCAAAGAAACCAUAUCAUAUUAUGAAAAAAUAAAUAAAAUAUAUAAUAAUUCAUCUACAUAUAAAAUAAAAGAAGACACAUAUUAUAAUAAAAUAUUAAAAUCUGCCGAAAUUUUAAACAUAAAAAUAAAAAAAAAACAAAAAGAAGAAACAAAUUUUAUAGAUGCAGAAUAUAAUUCUUCAUUAAUUAAUAAAGAUGAAGAAAUUCAAAAACAAAUUAACAAUGAAAUAAAUGAAUUAAAUCAAAUUCAUGUGAAUAUUUUUAAUAUUUCAAAAGAUAUAGAAAAUAUAAAAAAACAAAGUGAAGAAAUUAUUACACAUAUGAAUGAUAUAUAUAAAAGUACCAUUCUUUUAAUAGACAUAAUCAAGAAAAAAGAAGAAGCUUUAAAUAAAGAAAAAAUUAUUUCCAAUAAUAUAAACUAUAUAUUAAAUAAAAAAGAAAAUAUUAUAGAUAAAGUUAUGAAAUGUAAUUUAGAAAAUUAUAAAGACAUUUUAAUUCAAAAUGAAACAGAAUAUCAAAAAUUAAAAAAUAUAAAUCAUACAUAUGAAGAAAAAAAAAAACAAAUAUUAUUAUUAGAUAUACCAAAAAUUAAAGAUAUAAAACAUCAAAAUAUCGAAGAAUAUAAAAACAAAUUAAAACAAAUUAAUCUAACAAUCAAUGAAAGUAUAGAAAAAAAUGUACUCAUAAAAACGGAUAUCUUACAAAAUGAAAUUAUAAUAUUAGAACAAAUGAUAAAAAAUUUAGAUAUAUUAGAUGAACAAAUUAUAAAAUAUAUAAAUAAUAUAGAUGAAUUAUAUAAACUAGGAAAAACAUGUGAUAAUCAUAUAAUUACAACCAUCAGUGUUGUAGUUAAUAGAAAUACAUCAAAAAUUAUGAUACAUAUGAAUAAACAAAAAGAUGAUAUAAACAAAAUUAAUAAUUAUAUUCAAUCAAAUUAUAAUACAAUCAAUACAGAAUUUCAAUAUUUUAAAGAAUUAUAUGGAAAUAAUAAUAUUUUAAAUCAAAAGGAGAAAAUUAAUUUUAUAAAUAUUUUACAUGAACAAAAAAAUGAAUAUACUCAAAAGGAAAAAGAAAUUUCUAAAAUUAUUAAACAAGUGAAAAAAGGAUUAUAUUCAUUGAAUGAAAAUAAUAUGGAUAAUAUAAUACAUAUCAAUACAAUAGAUCAAAAUGUAAAUCAAAAUAUUUUAGAACCAUAUAAUAAAUUAAUAACAAUGAUAAAACAUACUGAUGAAGUUUUUAUAAAGGUUUAUAAAAAUAAAUUCGAACAAAUAGAAAAAUAUAUACAAAUUCUUAAACCUUUAGAACUAUUAAAUAAUAAUAUAAAUACAGACAAGUUAAAAAAAUUAAAUGAAAACCAAAAUAAAUUACAAAAUAUAGAAACACAAAUGAAACAAAAGGAACAAAUAUUGGUGAAAAAAAUAAAUGAUAUAGAAAAGGAUAAUAUAACAGAUGAAUAUAUUAAUAAUAUUGAGCAAAAUAUAUUGAAACCUAUUACAUUAAAGAUGAAUGAAUAUAAUACAUUUAUAAAUAAUAAUAUAGAUCAUUUAAAUAAUACUAAUACAAAACUUUUUAGUGAUCAUCAUUAUUUUAAAAAACAACAAGAAUAUAUAUCCAACGUGAUACAAACAAUUAAUAAAUUCAUAAAUGAUAUAGAUAAUAAUCAAGAUGAAUAUUAUUAUUAUGAAUGGAAUGAAGAAUAUAAAGAAAUAGAUAAAGAUAAAAUGAAUGAAUAUAUAAAUAAUAUUAAAAAUAAUUUAUAUGAUUCUAAAAAACAAUUGGAAGAGAAUCUAAAAAGUGUAAAAAAUAAUGAAAAUAUUAUAGACCUCAUGCAAUUAAAAACAAAAGAUAUUGAUGAUAUUAUUAAAAAUAUUAAUAAUGUAAAAGAAACAUAUCUAAAUGAAUUGAAUAAAAAAAAAACAUUACAAAAUAAACAAAUGGAUGAACAAAAAAUCAAAUCAAAUAAAGAGGAAAUAAUAAAACAUGAUAAUAAAAAGAUUGAAAAGGAAAAUCAAAUUAGAGAUGUUAAAAUAAUAAAAGAUAAUAAAAUAAGUAAACCAAAAAAUAAUUUAUCAGAACGAUCUAAUCAAAAUGAAAAUAAAGAAAAGAAAAUACAGAAUACACCUGAAAUACAAACAAGAAAUAUUAAACCACAUCAUAUUCCUAAUGAUCAACAAAUUAUAUCUCCACAAAAAAUAAAUAAAACUACAAUCGAACCAAAAAAUAAAGAUAAUCAUCAAAGUAAGAAAGAAAAAAAAAAAACAGGUAGUAAUGAAAGAAUGUAUUUUGCAAGUGGAUUAAUUGUAUCCAUUCUAUUUUUAUCCAGUUUAGGAUUUGUUAUAAAUAGUAAAAAUAAUAAUAAAGAUGAAUAUGAUAAAAACCAAGAAGACCAACAACAAAGUCAUUUUGCAUGUGCUAAUAGUGAAAUGCAAAAUGAAGUAUCACAAAAAUAUGGAAAAAAUAAAGAAGAAGUAAUGGAGGUAUCUUUUGAUAAUGAUUAUAUUUAA
This is a messenger RNA of Plasmodium adleri (nom. inval.), 8679 nucleotides long. Its product is annotated as normocyte binding protein 1. The record is from RefSeq and is a predicted model, not a curated record. The transcript is spliced from 2 exons. Bases 1 to 8679 code for a protein of 2892 amino acids. Lineage: Eukaryota; Apicomplexa; Aconoidasida; Haemosporida; Plasmodiidae.